AUGACAAUGUCUAUUAUAUGAAGUUUUACACUAGUAAAUUUUUUACCAAUAUCAUGCUUCUAGCUUAAAUUGUUCGUUCGUAUUAUUUUCAUUUUCUAUUUAAUUUGAAAUUAUUGAUAUCCCGUAAAUCAAUUCAAUCAAAUGAUAAGAAAGUCAGUAAAAAAUAAUCGUUUUGUGUCGUACCACAUGACUAGCCUUUUGAAAUGGAGGCAUCUGUAUUUAUUUUAGUAACUCUAGCGACCUGCGCCCUCUGCAUUUACGAGUACGAUAGGCCCCUAGUGUUCAAGAAAAAUCCUGCUCCCGACGGUCAUAGAUGCGGAUUAUGCCCUACAUAUUACCAGAAAACUUGCGCUUUCAAUAUGCAAGACAACUCUACAUACAUCUUCGACAACCACUGCAUAAUGGAUCUCUAUAAUUGUUUCGAGGGCACAGAAUUCAUAGCCAUGAAUUAUCACAAAUGUCUAUACUUUGGGAACUUCGCAUAUGUUCACGGUUUCAAGAACGAGGACAAGGACUAUGGAGAGGAUCACAUCAUCAUAAAGGGUUCAAAGAAGAAUCCUGACUUUGUUGACUAAGAUAU
Messenger RNA from Papilio polytes (common Mormon), 580 nucleotides. RefSeq lists its product as uncharacterized. The record is from RefSeq and is a predicted model, not a curated record. The coding region runs from base 204 to 575 and encodes 123 amino acids. The transcript is spliced from 4 exons. NCBI's taxonomy places the organism in Eukaryota, Metazoa, Arthropoda, Insecta, Lepidoptera, Papilionidae.